Colletotrichum acutatum is the source of this 1059-nucleotide messenger RNA. RefSeq lists its product as uncharacterized. Lineage: Eukaryota; Fungi; Ascomycota; Sordariomycetes; Glomerellales; Glomerellaceae. Bases 405 to 698 code for a protein of 97 amino acids. Gene Ontology annotation, biological process: intra-Golgi vesicle-mediated transport. The transcript has 2 exons. The record is from RefSeq and is a predicted model, not a curated record.
GGUUUCGCCGCCUGAAUCAACCAUUUUCGCAACUUCAUCAUCAAACCUCACGAAUCACGCACUACCAACCACAAACCACCGCGCACCACAUUCGACUCCUUUCCUCCUCUAACGAAGCACUCAUCGCUUAGGAGGAAACCCAUCACAUCUACGAGAAAAGUGCAGCAUUAGACCGUGACAUAGUCGUCUCCCAACGACUGCAGCCACACACCACCUCCAGAGACCGACGAUCUCGCACGCGCGGCAAUUCGCCAUAAGCCUCAGCGGCGAGAAACGACACCCAGAAAACAACCCGCACUUUUCGGGUGCUGGGAUUUCCUUCGCCACCGCCGGCCCUGACCAAGUCUCAUCGAACAACUUUCGUACCCCUAUUCCCCUGAAGAAUCCAAAAAAAUAUUUCCAAAAUGUCAGAAGCCUACGAGCGCGAACGCCAAAACAACGCCCGUCUCGACGAGCUCUCAGCAAAGGUCUCCGCCCUCAGAGGCGUGACCGUCGACAUCUACGACAAUGCGCGCGCCCACGAGGUCAUUGACAGCACGUCCGAGACGUUCUCAUCCAUGUCGACCCAGCUCAAGGGCUCCGCCGGCCGGUUAACCCGCAUGGCCGCCUCUGGAAACAAGGUCGCCAUCCUCAAGCUGUCAGGCAUCAUCAUUGGCAUCUUUAUCGUCCUUUACUACAUCGCCAAACUGUUCUUCUAAGAAGGAGGAACACAAAACAGACCACUUUUUACGACAAGCAGGCAGAGAACUGCGUAGCAUGGGGGAAAUCAACGACAAGGAGAGCACAUCGGCCGCCAAGGGAGAACUGAGUUUUUCUCGUAUUUAAGCAACGGAGUAAAGGUGGAGGUCCAACCCGAUAUCGGGGCCUUGGUAUCAAACAGGAUGGGAAACAAACAUAACGGAAGUAUUCUGAUAUAUGACGGGCGAGGAUGUUCAAAUACCCUGCGCAUGGAAUCGGAGUUUGGGGGGUAGCACGGCGGCGACUGAUUGUAUCAACACUAGCAGCAAACUGAUUGAGCAAGGCGUACACUUUGUUUUUACGUUUUGAGAUUUGGAGGUC